CAUCGCUAUGGAGACGUCACCUUCUGCAGACAUGCUGUGGACACCCAGCAACACGUCCACUACAGAAGUAUUGACCACUCCGGCUCCACCAGCAGCCUGCACUUCUUCCUGGAAUACCAGGACAAUGCGGUCCUGGUGGAGCAUUACAACUACACAGGCAAGCUGCAGAGAGACCGCUAUCGCCAGGGACUCAAACCAGAGGGCAUCGCCUUCCUGGUGGUGUGUCUCCUCAUCGUCCUGGAGAACGCCGUGGUUCUCCUCUCCAUCUGGAGGAACAAGAAGUUCCACCUCCCAAUGUACUACCUCCUGGGGAACCUGACGCUGUCUGACCUCCUGGCCGGUAUCACCUACAUGGCCAACAUCCUCAUGUCUGGACACAACACGCUGAAGCUGACGCCGUUGCUAUGGUUCAGAGAGGGAGGCGUUUUCCUAACGCUGGCGGCCUCUGUGGUCAGCCUGCUAGCCAUCGCCAUCGAACGCCACGUGACCAUGGUGACCAUGCGGCCCUACCACGGGGCCAAGAAGGGACGGAUGUGGGCCCUGAUCGCCGCCAGUUGGGCCCUAGCGGUGUUCCUCGGGGUGCUGCCCGUCCUGGGAUGGAACUGCAUGCAGAAGCUGGACCAGUGCUCCACCGUCCUUCCCCUGUACGCCAGGAGUUACAUCCUCUUCUGCGUGUCAGUGUUCAUGGCCGUACUCCUAGCCAUCGUAGUGCUCUACGUGCGGGUUUUCCGCAUCGUGAGGGUUAACACCAAGCGGCAGGGCCACGGCCUUUCGAGUAGCCUGCGGAAAGGCCUGGCCAGGAAGUCCCAGAAGUAUAUAGCCCUUCUGAAGACGGUCACCAUUGUCCUGGGCGUGUUCAUUGCCUGCUGGCUCCCGCUCUUCCUACUCCUUCUCCUGGACUUCUUCUGCCCAACCCGCGGCUGUAAACUGCUGUUCAAGGCUGAUUACUUCCUGGGUGUAGCGAUGGUCAACUCCCUGCUCAACCCUAUCAUCUAUACGCUCACGAGCAAGGACAUGAGGAGGGCCAUUCUUAGACUGCUGUGCCGGCCCUGCCUGAUGACCAGGGACGGCCGGGUGAAGAAGAUGGGAAUGCCCUUCCUGGAGUGCAGCUUCAGUAAGACCGAGGUAGCAACACAGAAGCUAGAGGGGGCAGCGGAGACCACAGUCUCCUCCGGCAACAACGUCACAACCCCCUCCCCCGUCAAAGCACUCUACCCCAGAAUGUUGAAGUCCUGAGGAGUCUAUCUGACACUUUGCAGAAUACUCUUGAGUGUGUGUGUGUGUGUGUGUGUGUGUGUGUGUGUGUGUGUGUGUGUGUGUGUGUGCGCGUGCAAUGGUGCACAUGUGUGCACACAUGUGUGUGUAGGCCUCAAGAAUGUCUCCAAAUUGGAGCGUAGACUCCAAUAACAUAGAAGGUGGGUGCAGUGGAAAGAGAGAACAGCUAGAACGUUUUUUUAGCUGAGUUUUUACCGAAAUGCCUCCCCCAAAGAUGUCACGGAGCAAUGCAUUUACAGUGCCAAAACCACACAGAGAUAUGUACGGUAGUCCGAAUGGAGGACAGGCUGUACGAGUGAAAUUGCACUGAUGAAAUUUUGGACUGAACUAUUAUUGUGGCACCACUACAGUUGGUGUCAACACUCCAAAUUCAGUGAAUUUGUUCAAGUGAAUGUGUAUGCAUGACCCAAUUUUGGUUAUGCAUGCAAAAGCAAUGUGCUGAAGAAAAAACAUGGACACUUUGAUGGCAUGAUCAACACAUGGAUUAUUGGUCUUUGCUGGAUCAAAGGACCAAGAUGUCAUACUGUCUGUUAGAAUAAACUGUAUUAUACCACUACAUUGUGUAUCUCAACAUAGAUAGAAAUGUAAAAAUAAUUACAACCAAAGAGAAUAAGAGAUCUUCUGAACUGCAAUGUGUGAGAUUUCAUGAGAUUGUGUAGAGAAAUGAAUGUAUCGUUCUGCAUUUCGCAAAUGGUUAACUGGGAAACAGGGACAGUAUUUCAUACCCCAUACUAGCCCUCACUAACAGACAAGACGCAACACCGAUGUUGCGAGUCAAUACUCUUCACUCCAAUCAUCACCCAGCAAGGUCAUGCCUGCCCAUGACAAAGUCCAUUUGGACUGGAGCAGAGAACACUAAACUAAACAAUUUAAGCACUCUUUUAACACUCUACCACUUUUGCAAUAAGAUUGGGUCUACAUGUAGCAUUUGUUAGGAACUGUAUUUGACAUCAUUUAUCUACAAUUUGAAUAUAUGUAUAAAUAUCCUACAUUUAAAAAUAAUGUGUACAGUUUAAUUAUUGAAUGGUUUGAUGUUUUAAUUGGAGAUCCUGUAUUUAACAUUGUAUUUUUGUAUCUUCAGAGAAUGUGUGUAGCAUAUAUCAAUUUGUAUCAUAUUUUUGUUCAACAAUGCAAUAAACAGUCCACAAUAAACUACA
This is a messenger RNA of Gadus macrocephalus (Pacific cod), 2432 nucleotides long. RefSeq names its product sphingosine-1-phosphate receptor 5b (gene s1pr5b). Gene Ontology annotation, cellular component: membrane. The record is from RefSeq and is a predicted model, not a curated record. Gene Ontology annotation, biological process: G protein-coupled receptor signaling pathway. Gene Ontology annotation, molecular function: sphingosine-1-phosphate receptor activity. NCBI's taxonomy places the organism in Eukaryota, Metazoa, Chordata, Actinopteri, Gadiformes, Gadidae.